ACCUAAUGCACCUUAGGUACCUACCUUAGGUAACUUUAUUCUUUUCUGCCUUUCCUCUCUCUUUCUCUUUCUCUCUCUCUCUCCCUCUUGGGUACUAGGCGAAUUCUUGAUUAAUUUAACCCCGCAUAGUCUCCGCUAGCUCUCAGCUUAAACCCUCGCCUCAGAUACUUUUGAUACCUUUUUUUUUUACUGUACAACACCCUGCCCGUUAUUCCUGCGUGCCUUGCGUACCUUAGACUCUAGAGUACUUCCCAACAGUAUCUUAUUAUCCUUAUCCUCUCCCAUUUAAGUUUUUUGGGGGUUCUUUUCCAAUCUCGCUUCACUCUAAGUCACCCCAUUCAGACAUUAUUGCGCGCGCAGGCCGUAGCACAACUUCCAUCAUUACUGUCCGUCAAUUAUGAACCAGAUUCAUGGUGGAUAUCAGGACUGCGGUGAGUUUCGAGGUUGAAACGACGCAUCAUCUUCAUGCCCAUGGCCACUGAUCCCGCUGCCUAUCCACAAGGCGCCGAGAACAUUCAUCAGGAUGCAGACCCAGAACCACAGCGCGGCCGCGGCUCCACGAGGAGCAAUAAGCUGGCUGCACCACUGCGAAUACCCAAAAACCGCAGUACUGGGAAUCUCGCCGUUGUGGCUGAAUUUCCCGAGAGAGGGAGGUUGAGGUUCUCUUUUGAUGCCGUAUCAGGCGCCGCAGAAUCUGACCAAAUCACAAGAUCUCCUAUAAUUACCGAACACGAUCAUGGGCUGGGUAUCUCCGGUCUACGACGCAUCCGCCAGCAUCCCACUCCUCGCACUCCUACCAUGCCUUCGAGCGCCGUAUCUUCGCGAAGUACGUCUGCCGGCCUCCCUCGCUCCACCUCGAUGUCUGUGAUGCUCCCUUCCGGACAUCAUACCCCACUAUUGGGCCCUUCGUCUCCCAACUUCUCCGAAGACCUCUCCCGCUUUCCGUCUGAGUCCCUGCACUCCUUCUCCUUCGCCCACCAAUCCGAAGAGUUUAUACACAACCGUCAAAAUGUGUUAAAACGAUCUAUAGAGUUUAUGAAAGAUCGUAUGGGAUGGGCUGUUUCAUCGAAUGCUGCGAUGGCCAGCGCUCAGGCUAGGGUUUCCGGUGAUAUUGAAACCCAACAUAUGCUUGACCUUCUUGCCAGGGCACAGUUAAUUGGAGCUGGAAAUUUGCCAAACGCCGACCCUUCCAUCAUUUCGGGCCCGUUGACUGGUCCUGCUCAAAUCCCACAAGGUAACGUUUUUGAGAAGGACUUCAUACCGAGGACAAGUAGUCCCGAGUCUUUCCUAACACCGCAUAUAUCUCCAAUGGCCCGAGUACCUCCUACGGAUCAAGCUCCAGUUACCACCGCGCAGCCUACAGGAAUUGAAAGGGGCGACUUGGAACCAAAGCAAGCAGAUUCGACUCAAGAGCAACCGGAUUCUGAGAACUCAUCGAGGACACCGACGAACGAAAGCGGUACCACAGCCAAAACAUCCCCUCCUAUAUCUAGACGACCGAGCUUGAAAAGAACAACUACGGAUGUAGCGUCGGCCGAGAGACAACAAAAACUUGUGGACGCCAUGGCGCAACCCUUCCUUGCUGGCUCGUCCGAAAGUUACUCCGAAGCAUUAGUAUCUCCCAUGCUCCCACCAUUAGCUAUGGGGUCGUCGCUCAGUUCAACCGGACCUCUGGGAUGCGUACAUGGUCAUGCAGCCCGGUGGGUUCCAGCCGCGCAGGCCAUCUUUACUACCGAAUCCAAACCUCCGUGGACGAUAUUGGCUGCGAAUGACUUGGCCUGCUUGGUAUUUGGAGUGACGAAAGCCGAGGUCCGCAAGAUGGGAAUCUUAGAAGUUGUGCAAGAGGAGAGACGAGCUUGGUUAGAGAAUAAACUCCUUCGCGCCGAUCCUGACGACGUGGGGCAGGCACCUGCGCAGACUGAACCACAGCCUGCUGCUCCCUCGGUUGGCUCAGCAUUCUUAGGGGGUCGUGGGGGUAUCACAGCGCAGUUACUAAGUAAGCCAAACUCGAGAUCCCAGCCACCAAAGACCCCAGCUCGGCGUGCGCAGACUGUCCACAGUGGAGAUACUACGCCAUCGAGGUCCCGAGGCGCGACCCAUCGCAGCUCAAAGUCAAGAGGGGUGCUGCUUUGCGGCGACGUUGUCCCUAUACAAAAGCGCAAUGGAGCAACGGGUUCUGCGAGUUUAUGGGUUAAGGAAAAGAGAGUAGGCUUGAUUUGGGUAUUAGAGGAAAUCCACGAGGAUGUUGCCUUCGUAGGCCUCGACGAUGAUGGAAUUGUCACAAAGAUUUCCGGAGAUAUGGGCCCAAUAUGGGGAGAUGAAAACCUACAACCCGGUAUGGAUAUCGGAAAACUGAUCCCUCGCAUUCCUCGACAAGGUAUCGACCCUAGAUAUGGCGCGAUAGACUACGCUCAAAUUGCGAAACGCAGGUAUUUCACUUGCCGAAAUCGUGCGAAAGUCAAUAUUCCUGCCAUAGUCGCGCAGACGAGGGGCCAGGCGGAACUACGCGUUUCAAGUUUUCCGCAUAUCGCAGGCAUUAUCGUGGUCUCUCCGGACACACUCCGGAUCAAGAGUUCAAACUCGGCAUUCUGCGGAGCCCUCUUUGGUUACGAAAAGCCUGAAGGGCAGUCGAUCACCAACCUCAUUCCACACUUCGACAAGGUUCUUGAGAUAUUGAUUGAUCACGACGGAAUACAUCUUCAGGAUGGCAUUGUAGUGCCAGAACACAGCUUCAGAAAAGCAUCCACUUUGCUGACCUUACAAGAUGGCAAGCCAGACGCUACAAGCGAUUUCCUAAAUCCUAACGGACUCCCAGCGAAGCACCGCGACGGUUCUGAACUAAAAAUAGACGUUCAGAUGAGAGUAGUACAGAGCGAGAAGCACACUGGUAAUGAUUCAGGAACAAGUGAUGAUGAGUCACAGGAUAGCGACAUCGAAUCAGAGAUGGUCUACGCGUUAUGGAUCACCUAUUCCCGCCAUUUACAUGCAUCCAACGUUAAGUCGUUAGCAGCUACCAGUUCUAAAUCACCAAUAUUGUCCGGAGCGGUAUCUCCUUUACACCAGCCAUCCCCCGGUCAAACGCCAGCGCACACGCCGAUGGACAUGAGCUCAGAUACGGAAGAGGCCAAAUCCAGGCCCAAUUCCGCUGCGUCGGGGUUGUCCAAACAACUUAAAGCGGCUGCGAUAAACGCGGCUACCCAGCAGCUCACUGGAUCAGCCACAAAUUCGGAAAAAGAAUCAACAUCAACAACAACAUCAUCAUCACCACUACCACUACCACUACCACCACCUAAAAAUGAUGCUCCGCAGCGGAAAAAAACAAUUGAAGAUUUUGUUAUCCUCGAAGAUAUGGGUCAGGGUGCUUACGGCCAAGUAAAACUAGCACGAUACAAGUACAACGGCGGGAAGAAAGUUGUAUUAAAGUAUGUGACAAAGCGGCGAAUUCUUGUGGAUACAUGGACCAGAGAUCGACGUCUCGGCACAGUCCCCCUUGAGAUACACGUCUUGGAUUAUCUCCGAAGAGAUGGCUUGAAGCACCCUAACAUUGUUGAAAUGGAGGAUUUCUUCGAGGAUGAAAUAAACUAUUACAUCGAAAUGGCUCCUCACGGAUAUCCCGGGAUGGAUCUCUUUGAUUAUAUCGAGCUCCGAGCUAACAUGGAAGAAGAUGAAUGCCGGAGCAUUUUUGUCCAAGUUGCUAGGGCGAUACACCAUCUACACAUAAAAGCAAAGGUGGUUCACCGCGAUAUCAAAGACGAAAACGUCAUUUUAGAUGGUGAAGGGAAUAUCAAGUUAAUCGACUUCGGAAGCGCAGCAUACAUCAAAAGCGGGCCUUUUGACGUCUUCGUAGGCACUAUUGAUUAUGCGGCUCCGGAAGUGUUAGCUGGCAAGCCGUACGGUGGUAAGGAACAGGACGUUUGGGCUCUCGGAAUCUUACUCUACACCAUUAUCUACAAGGAGAACCCAUUUUACAGCAUCGAUGAGAUAAUGGACCGUGAUCUAAGGGUACCAUAUGUGAUCAGCGAAGAAAGCAUUGACCUCAUCCGCUGCAUGCUCGACCGCGACCUUACGCGCCGAUACGACAUCGAACAAGUGCUUCAGCAUCCCUGGUGCCAGAUGGAUUAAGGACGUGAUGAUAAGGACGGGGAAGAACAGCUGGGCUGUACGAUGAAGGCCUAUGGGAGGAUAUGAGGAAGUAAAGGGGGUUUUUUUUUAUACGACCGGAUUUUUGGUUCUAUGGGCUAGCUAGACUGUUUAUUGGAGAACAGGGCAAAACAGCAAACAGAAUUGGGGAAUGAAGACAAUUUACUACUGCAUGAUACCUAGCUCUCGAAAGAAAAAA
Messenger RNA from Daldinia caldariorum, 4339 nucleotides. Its product is annotated as Pkinase-domain-containing protein. Gene Ontology annotation, biological process: intracellular signal transduction; negative regulation of glycogen biosynthetic process; protein phosphorylation. Gene Ontology annotation, molecular function: protein serine/threonine kinase activity; ATP binding. Bases 466 to 4122 code for a protein of 1218 amino acids. The record is from RefSeq and is a predicted model, not a curated record. Gene Ontology annotation, cellular component: cytoplasm; cytosol; nucleus. The transcript is spliced from 3 exons. Lineage: Eukaryota; Fungi; Ascomycota; Sordariomycetes; Xylariales; Hypoxylaceae.